Messenger RNA from Terrapene triunguis (Three-toed box turtle), 2004 nucleotides. RefSeq names its product dimethylaniline monooxygenase [N-oxide-forming] 4-like. Bases 113 to 1807 code for a protein of 564 amino acids. The record is from RefSeq and is a predicted model, not a curated record. Gene Ontology annotation, molecular function: flavin adenine dinucleotide binding; NADP binding; N,N-dimethylaniline monooxygenase activity. Lineage: Eukaryota; Metazoa; Chordata; Testudines; Emydidae. The transcript is spliced from 9 exons.
UGUAACCGUCUGGACUUUACUCUCUCAUGUAAUCUGUAACCAGACAAACUUCACCCAAAACCCAGUCGAAUCCAAAACAAAAAAGACACCACAUUGAACCAGAAAGGAAAGCAUGGUCCAGAGGGUGGCAAUCAUUGGAGCUGGGGCCAGUGGACUGGCCUCCAUCAAGUGCUGUCUGGAUGAGGGGCUGGAGCCCACCUGCUUUGAGCAAAGUCAUGACAUCGGGGGCCUCUGGAGGUUCACAGAAGCUGGGAGGAUCAGUGUCUACAGAUCGGUGAUAACCAACACCUCCAAGGAGAUGAUGUGUUUCAGCGACUUCCCCUUCCCAGAGGAUUUCCCCAACUACAUGAACCACUCCAGACUCCUGGAGUAUUUCAGAAUGUACGCCGAGCGCUUCAGCCUUCUCAGAUACAUACGCUUCGAGACCACAGUUCACAGUGUAAGGAAAUGCCCAGAUUUCUCCACCACUGGCCAGUGGGAUGUUUUCACUGAGACUGAUGGGACGGUUGAGUCGGCCGUUUUUGACGCUGUUAUGGUUUGCAGUGGCCAUUAUGCAGAGCCCCAUUUACCACUGGAUUCUUUCCCUGGUAUAGAAAAUUGCUUUAGAGGCCAGUACCUCCACAGCUGGGAAUACAAAGACUCUGCCAGUUUCCAAGGGAAGAGAGUCCUUGUGCUCGGUGUUGGGAAUUCUGGAGGAGAUAUCGCUGUGGAGAUCAGUCGGGUGGCUGCUCAGGCCUCAAUUAUUUUCCAGGUGUUUCUCAGCACCAGAAGUGGCACGUGGGUGAUUAGUCGUAUUUCAGACCAUGGCUUCCCUCUUGACAUGAUGCUCACCACUCGCUUUCACAACUGUCUCGAAAACUUCCUCCCAUCAGCCCUCAUGAGACGGCUAAGACUGAAGAAGUUCAAUACAUGGUUUGACCAUGCAAAUUAUGGCUUGAUUCCUCAGAAAAGUCCAAACCUAAGCUUAAUUGUGAAUGAUGAGCUGCCAAGCUGCAUCCUCUGCGGUGCUGUUGUGGUAAAACCAAAUGUGGAGGAGUUUAUGGAAAGCUCAGCUGUCUUUGAAGAUGGGACCGUAGAGGAGAACAUCGACAUGGUGGUCUUUGCUACCGGAUACACUUUCUCUUUUCCCUUCCUUGAAGAGUCUGUUCGCAACAUCUACAGAAGCAAGUACGCCCUUUACAAAUACAUCUUCCCACCCCCUCUGGAGAAGCCGACGCUGGCUGUCCUAGGCCUUAUAGAGCUAACAGGCUCCAUCAUGGCAGGAACAGAACUCCAGGCUCGUUGGGCCACAAGGGUCUUUAAAGGGUUGAAUCAGCUCCCUCCUGCCAGCAGGCUGAUGGCUGAAGUUGCUAAGAAGCAGCAGCAUCUAAUUAAACAGGGUCUUUCCAACAAGGAGAGCAAAAUCAAGAUGAGUUACAUUGGCUACAUGGAUGAAAUUGCAUCAUGUGUUGGUGUAAAACCCAACGUGCUGCUGCUGUUCCUGAAGGAUCCCAAGCUGGCCCUGGAAGUUUUCUUUGGCCCAUGCACCCCUUGCCAGUAUCGCCUGGCUGGACCAGGAAAAUGGGUAGGAGCCAGAAACACCAUCCUGACCCAGUGGCACCGGGCUCUGAAGCCCCUGAGAACUCGAGUCAUCAAUGAUUCUUCCAAUCACUCUUUGGUUUUCCACUGGCUUACAAUUCUUGGCCUUCCUGCACUCCUUUGUGCUGGUUUACUUAUUUGUAAAUAUUCCCCUCAGCUGUGGUUCCCCAGGGUAAGAUUAGGUGCUAUUCCCAUACGUAAAAUGGGCUUCAUGAAAGGAGGGCUCUGAGUAGCUGGUGAAGGUUCUAAGCUGUGCUGCUAGAAGACAAUAACUUCAAUGUCUGGAACCAUUCAUAAUUCCAAAAAAAUUCAGACUCUUCCAGCCCAGCUCAUCCCAAUCAGAUUGACACCGGAAACCACCCCUGGCCUUGGCACUUUGAGAAUACACACACUCACUCUCCAGCUAAUAUGAAGUUGGUCCUGAGG